GCCGCGCCGCGGUGCGCAGGCGCAGCCGACGGUGGGUCGGGGCUUCGGUCGACUGAGAGGUCUGAGCAGGCAGCGUCACCUCAGUAGCCUCGAGAUGGACAACAGGAAGCGCCUGGCGUAUGCCAUCAUCCAGUUCCUGCAUGGCCAGCUGCGGCAUGGCGGGCUCUCGCCUGAUGCCCAGGAGAGCCUAGAGGUUGCCAUCCAGUGUCUGGAGACAGCCUUUGGGGUGACAAUGGAGGACAGUGACCUAGCUCUCCCCCAGACCCUGCCAGAGAUAUUUGAAGCAGCUGCUGCCAGCAAGCAGGAGACGCCACAGGACCCAAGGGGCCCUGACAGGACACCACCCUCUGAGGAGGACUCCGCUGAGGCAGAGCGCCUCAAAACUGAAGGUAACGAGCAGAUGAAGCUGGAGAACUUUGAGGCAGCCGUGCACCUCUAUGGCAAAGCCAUUGAUCUCAACCCCUCCAAUGCCGUCUACUUCUGUAACAGAGCUGCAGCCUACAGCAAGCUGGGGAACUACGUGGGGGCUGUGCAGGACUGCGAACGUGCUAUUGGCAUCGACCCAGGCUACAGCAAAGCCUAUGGCCGCAUGGGCCUUGCGCUCUCCAGCCUGAACAAACAUGCCGAGGCCGUGGCUUACUAUAAGAAGGCCCUGGAGCUGGACCCUGAGAAUGACACAUACAAGUCCAACCUCAAGAUCGCGGAGCUGAAGCUGCGGGAGGCGCCGAGUCCCACGGGAGGCGUGGGCAGCCUGGACAUUGCCGGCCUGCUGAACAACCCGCAUUUCAUCACUAUGGCUUCCAGCUUAAUGAACAGUCCCCAGCUGCAGCAGCUGAUGUCAGGCAUGAUCUCUGGCGGCCAUAACCCCUUGGGCACCCCGGGCAGCAGUUCAUCGCAGAGUGACUUGGCUAGCCUCAUCCAGGCGGGCCAGCAAUUUGCACAGCAGAUGCAGCAGCAGAACCCAGAGUUUGUGGAGCAGAUCCGGAGCCAGGUGGUGCGCAGCCGGACACCCAGCGCCAGCCACGAGGAGCAACAGGAGUGACGCUCAUCUGUAUGGUGACCCCAUCGCUCCUCGGCCUCCUGGUGUUUUAGCAUUUCCUCCGUCAGGCUGCCCAGGAGAGACUGGACCUGCGUGUUCAGACGGAUCGCCCCGUGUCUCUCUUCAUUCCCUAUCCCCCACUUCCGUUUUUUGUAUUCUUGCCGCCCCCAUCCCUUCCCGGAAGAGUCAACCGGACAGCCACACACCAGCACCCUCUCCUUCAGCACCUAAGGAAGCUGCUGGGAGUGCAGGGCAGCACGGGAGCCACGGGUGUGUUCUGGGCCCUUGGGUCCCAAGCCCUACCCUGCCUGGUUUAAAGGGACUUGAAUGGUUGACUCUCAGCCCCCUGGGAAGCGUCCACUGCCAGCCCCAGCUAGGUGCCAGCGUUCUGUGCCCACACUUGGGUUGCAGGUCCCAACAGGUGCCCCUGCCUGACUUAUCUCAGUGGCCUGUGCCACACAGGCGAGACCUGUGGACUUUUGCCCCACUUGUGGACUGUCCGUGUCUCCUCUUCACAGCCAUCAGCAGUCCUGCUCCAUCCUCGCCCGGGCAGAAGACAUGUUCACCCUGCCCCGUCUGUGCCCUUCUGUCCUCCAUCUCAUGGGAAUUCAGUGUCUUGGGUUGUUGGGCAGUCUGGGGGUGUUGGCCCUGUGCCAUGUGCUGAGCCCUGAAACAGCCACCAGAACCAUUUUUGUUCAGGGCAGUCUGUACGGUGAGUGAGGCCAUGUAGCUGUCCCCACCCCCGCUCUCAGCUCCAGGAGCGGGAGACAAGACCACAGGACAGCUGAGCCAGCAAUAGUGUCGGCUCUGCGUGUUGUAGGUAGCCAGUAGGAAGAUGGGCCCUGUGGCCAGUGCUGUCCGCUUGCAAGCCGCAGCAGUGCCCAUCUGGGCACAGAACUCCUGGGUAAUAAAGAGACAAGGGUGAUACUUGGCCUCCCGUGUCAGCCUGAAUCCCAUGGACCUGACAACUAACAUACCACCACCACAGCCUGAAGGGUCAGUCUUUCCCCCUGAUAACACACCACAGCCUGAAGGGUCAGUCUGUCCACCUGGCACACAGGAGACAUGGCAAGGCCCCUCAGAUACUGUACACAUGGGAAACCGUUGGUUAGAGUUGGACGCAGGCUACUGGUAGGUCCGUGGAAGUGGGGCCUGCACCCAUGGGAAGUGGGGUUCCUGCCCUCGGACCUGAGAACCCAGCCUUGCAGCCAGCUACCCUGUCCCUUCCCUGCUAUCAGCUUCGCAGGCUACAGGAAACCAAGCCCUGUCAGGGAGGCAGGUGGAGGCCGGCACCCGGCAAGCUCUUGGCUAUGGAGGCACAGGCCUUUAGGACCAAUCUCUGUGUGUUUCUGAGUGACCGUAGAGAAUGGCCUUAGCCUGUUCUGUAGUCUUCAGGGUGAGUAACCCCAGGGCCUGACUGUAUGGUCCCCAGUGUUGGUGAUCAUCUGCCUUGGAGGCCGUGUUUUUGGGGUGCAGUGCUUAGCAUUGGAGAGAGACUUGCAGGUGACAACAGACAACGACUUCUGCCUGUCUGCCUGUUACCAAGACAGCCGUUCACAUUUGUCAUCACAGCCAGCUACUGUGAGAACUUCAUGGUGGUGAUCCCGGCACUCGGGAGGCAGAGGUCUCUGAGAGUUGGAGACCAGCCUCAUCUACAGAGCAAGUUCCAGGACAGCCAGGGUCACACAAAAACCCUGAGUAGGAAAUUUAAAAUAGGGGUGGGGGGUUCUUUGGUGUGUCCAUGCCACAACAUGCAUGUCCAUGCCACAACAUGCAAUCAGGUGUCUCCUUUCAUGUGGCACUCAGUGAUGGAACUGGACUCUUCAAAUUCGGGGUAUGUGCCCUUACCAGGCCAGCCAUCGUGGCUAGCCCAUCUUCAAGGACACUGAUUCACCCAUA
Molecule: messenger RNA, 2938 nt
Organism: Chionomys nivalis (European snow vole)
Lineage: Eukaryota; Metazoa; Chordata; Mammalia; Rodentia; Cricetidae
Product: small glutamine-rich tetratricopeptide repeat-containing protein alpha
Exons: 12
Coding region: 95-1042 (315 amino acids)
Biological process (GO): post-translational protein targeting to endoplasmic reticulum membrane
Cellular component (GO): TRC complex; membrane
Molecular function (GO): protein binding; molecular adaptor activity
Source: RefSeq, a predicted model, not a curated record